CAUUGUUUGUCUAACUACAACUCACACAACUAACUAAUCUCAAGAUCACUAGCAAUAUAAUUUUGCGCACAGAAACUAAGCAAUGGCAAAAUUGGCCAUCUUUGCCAUCUUGUUCGUGACUACGUUGGCAGUGCCAACAUGGGGAAGGUUGGGAAAUACCAAGAUCAAUGAAAUGGGACAACUAGAUGAGGUGAUGAAGAUGGAGAUAAUACAAAAAUCAAAGGCUUUACCGAUAGUUGUAAAAGAAGAAGUGGUGGUUGCAGUUGAGGAGCCACCAUUGAAGGCGAGGCUUCAAGGUUGCACGGGAGUGGGUGAAAAUUGUGUAUUUAUUCCAUGUUGUCCAAUCAGCAAUUCUGGAUAUCCUGUCACUUGUUCUCGAGGUCUUUAUAAUGCAGUUUGUAUUGAAAUAAUUCCUUCUCCUUGGGACUACUAGUUGAGGUACGUGAUGAAGAUGGAGAUAAUACAAAAAGUAAAGGCUUUGCCGAUGGUUGUAAAAGAAGAAUUCUAAAAUAAAAUUAACGUGGUAUAAUAUUCUCUAUAUUAUUAAAAAUAGAGUGGAAGUUAUUUCUAAUUAUCUUUCACUAAACAACAAGGAGUUGAAGCUGGGGAUAUGUUAAUUCUUGAAUUGCUUAAGUUAUUGUUAUCCUUGUUUGUGAGUUGUUGUACGUUAUGGUUGCUAUAUACUCCGUUUGUAGUACGUAGUGCUAUGUAUAUAUGCAAUUUAUUUGUCUUUAUUAUGAAUAAAUUUAUUGUAUAUAUACAAUAAAUUUAUUAUC
This is a messenger RNA of Spinacia oleracea (spinach), 776 nucleotides long. RefSeq lists its product as uncharacterized. The record is from RefSeq and is a predicted model, not a curated record. Bases 83 to 433 code for a protein of 116 amino acids. The transcript is spliced from 2 exons. Lineage: Eukaryota; Viridiplantae; Streptophyta; Magnoliopsida; Caryophyllales; Amaranthaceae.